This is a messenger RNA of Amaranthus tricolor (Joseph's coat), 2920 nucleotides long. RefSeq names its product ribonuclease MRP protein subunit POP4. NCBI's taxonomy places the organism in Eukaryota, Viridiplantae, Streptophyta, Magnoliopsida, Caryophyllales, Amaranthaceae. Gene Ontology annotation, biological process: rRNA processing; tRNA 5'-leader removal. The transcript has 9 exons. Bases 297 to 1163 code for a protein of 288 amino acids. The record is from RefSeq and is a predicted model, not a curated record. Gene Ontology annotation, molecular function: ribonuclease P RNA binding. Gene Ontology annotation, cellular component: ribonuclease P complex; ribonuclease MRP complex.
AAAUUUUAUUCGACACAUUCUCAACCAGAAUUAUGAUUAUUACCCAUUCUUUCAAGCCCUAAAACCAUAAAACUUACCCUGUCACCGCCGCCCCCGCCACCGCCGCCCUGCCACUCCAGUCGCCUGCCACCAACCUCCAGCCGCCUCCCAAAUUUAGUCAGAAAGAGAAGCAUGUAUGAUGUAGCAACGCUACGGUGCUCUCCAGAAUGUUGAAGAAAGCUUUAUUAAAUUUGUUUAUCUUUUGUUUGUAAGAACGCUUAAGUUUUUUGUAAGAACGCUUCUAUUAAAUUAAUGGUAUGAUGGCAACCAAGACUAUUGCUGAAGAUCCAAAGAAACGGGCUAGGGAGGCAUUGGAACGCAGAUUUGCUCUUGCCAAAGCUGAAUUGAAAAAAUGUCGUGUGGAUUCUCCUCUUUCGAAAUCUGUACCUGCUUCUUCUUCAGCUCUUGUAGGAUCUUCCAUCGAGGCAUCACCUGCCAUUUUCCCGAAGUAUCCUGUGAAAAAAGAUUUGGAAGCAGACGGUCUUACUUACUCGUGUCUCGGUCAACCUGUACAUCUAAAUCUGCUGACAUCUGUAGAGAUAUGUGAUAAAGACAAGCCUUCAAUUGAUAAAAUUUUACACGAGCUUCUUCAAAAGGGUGAUUCAGCUCAGAAGUACAUUCAGGGCUCUAGGAGCAUUAAGUGGGACAAUUGGAUCCUGCUUGAUAAUUUUGUGCGGGGGAAUAGUACGUUUGUCAAUGCCUUUAAAGCAAAUUCCAAACGCUCUAAGAAACAGAUGUCCAUGGUGCAGCUGAAAAAGCGUGGAUUGUUAGAUCUGCCCCAGGAACUACACAAAUUCGUACUCUUUAUGCCGAUGCAUGAGAUGUGGAAAACAUAUGUUACUCAGCUUUUGAAGAAUGCUGGGAAAAAUAAUGUGGCACAGUCUCUUUUAGUUGCAGAUCUUCAUGGUGCUAUCUUUCGAGUUGUUGAGUGCAAAUUUAGUUCCUUUAUCGGUGUGGUUGGCAUUAUGAUUCGCGAAACAGCCGAGACAUUUGGAAUAAUUACACGAGAAAAUGAUUUUCGAGUUGUUCCUAAAAGGAAUUCCAUCUUCGUUUUCCAAGCUGAUAACUUGAGAAUUACACUACAUGGUGAUAAAUACACUUCCAGGAAGCUCGAUACAUCAUAAUCUUCUGUUGUUCAUGAGGUAAGUGUACUGAAGCAUAUUGCAGCACAUUGACGGACUGAAUGUGUUUAUUUUGGGUACUGCUCUUAUACGGAAAAAGCUUAAAGGAAUGAUUAAAUUCGAGGUACUGGGUACUGAUGGGAUCACAAUUUGAUUUCUGGAACCGAAUAAGUUCUGAAAAAUCAGAGAAAAGUCCGUAGAGUGCAUCAAAUGCUCUCUUCCUUUGCAUUCUUGAAGCUUUUUAUCCUUGAAAUUACCGAGCUAUUGGGAUUUAUGAGGUUCAAUUCUUACUCCCUCCAAUUUAGAGGAUUCUCCCAUUUGAUUUUUUGAUACCAUUCACCGAUCAUUUUAAUUCGUAUUUUAUUUUUAAUCUAAAUGUCAAAAUAUAGUUAAGUGGGAUCUUGUUUGAUGCGUUUCAAUGUAAAUUUAUUAAUAUUAAUUUCUUAAUAAUUUUUAUUUAUGCUCAAAUAUAGAGAUUUAAAAUUAAAUUAGUUCAUUGUAUAGCGUGUAAAAAUCAAAUAGGACAAUUAGUGUGAAUUGGAGGGAGUAUUUAUACUUAUGGUGGGAAAUGGGAGCUCGAUCUGGCGAUUUCUUUGUUAGCUUUUUAUAGCUGUGGAGGACAUAGUAAUGAUUCAGCGGCACAAGUACAAGUAAAAGCGUGUUUUAAAAUAAAAGGUUAUAACGUACAUUUCUUUGUUGAAUUAGUAAUAACGUACAAAGAACAUAUGUUUUGUAUUUGUGUUGAGGCUUGGAAGGAGAACAUGAUCCGAGAGAGAUCACAAAUUUGCAGCAAAUUGUGUUCAAUGUUAUGUCGUUUUCCCCUUAUAAAAUCUGGAUAGUGUACUUCCAAGAUAUGUUGGUUAUUCUUGCUAUUUUGUUUAGAAUAUGCUACUUAUACACCUUUGUAAGGUGCUAUACGUACAUAUUACAAGAAAGGGGUCAUUAUGAAAAUUUGAGCAAAUUAAGUUCAGUCACUAAGUGAUGGUCCAAGACUUAUUGGGAUAGAAGUGUGCCUAAAAUAGAUCAUAUAAAAGUAAAAUUAAUUAAAAGGGGAAAUGUCGUAGGGUCGACUAACUGUUGACUUGAGGUCUCUUAGAAACUUAAUAUAGAUUAAAGACAUUAUGUAACUUUUUCUUUUGCGAUAUUCCUCCACAAAGGCACUUGAAUUUGAUGUUGGAAAUUCACAAAAAGACAUAACCAAUCGCAAGUGGUUACAUUUACACUUAAUGAAUGUGUUAAGGAAGAUAAUAAAAUCAAAAUUGUAAAGAGUUUAUAAAGUUUACAAGUUUAAGUACAAGAGAAAUACAAGAAGAAUAUCUUGAUUUCAGAAAAUGAAUUACAUUCUCGGUUUUUUCAUGCAUUCCUCUAUUUAUAGAAGUGGAUUUAUAAGUUAUACAUCCUGUAACUCCUUUUAACAAAUAAUUAAUCAACUAUAUUAUAAAGAAAACUUCCAUUGACAUAACAACACAAGGUUCUAUGAAACAAAGCUUUGUUUCAACGAAAUAAAUGUUGUGAGGUAGAAAGUCGUCGCACCUCGCGACAGUUAUAUAUUGUCGCCCCUCGUGACCAAUUUCUGUCUUAGUUACUUCAAUUUGUGUUUUUGUGUUCUAAAACACUUUGGAUAAUUUAGAGGUAACUUUUUAUAUGUCCCACUAUAAAUUAUAAUUAUAGUACAUAGGAUAUGUCCUAAUUGACUCUAAAUUUCCAAAAAAACUAAUCAAUUACUAUAUCAUAAAGAAAAUUUCCAUUGACAUAACAAC